Guillardia theta CCMP2712 is the source of this 1386-nucleotide messenger RNA. RefSeq lists its product as hypothetical. Lineage: Eukaryota; Cryptophyceae; Pyrenomonadales; Geminigeraceae. The coding region runs from base 1 to 1386 and encodes 461 amino acids. Gene Ontology annotation, cellular component: nucleus. The transcript is spliced from 7 exons. Gene Ontology annotation, biological process: tRNA N2-guanine methylation. Gene Ontology annotation, molecular function: RNA binding. The record is from RefSeq and is a predicted model, not a curated record.
AUGGCGCAUCGCAGUGCGGCUGUGAGGCGUCAGAGCUCGGGCUCGAUGCUCUCUCCCCACACAGACAGAGUGAGCGAAGGCGGCGCAGAGCAUGUGGCAAGGGACGGUGCUUUCCUCAACUCUGACGGGAGGGAUCAACGCGACCUCACCAUCAUCGCUCUCCUCGCCCAUGCUGAAACCACCCGGGCUCCUCUCAACUCCCUAGUUGUGGUCGAUGCACUUGCAGCGACGGGGUUGAGAUCUCUUCGCAUAGCACGAGAGGUCCCGCAAGUUGGCAAGAUUUUUGCCAAUGACAAUUCUCCAGAUGCCUUCAGGUGUCUAUGCAAGAACGUAGAGGAAAGCAAAGCUUCGUUAGCUGGCUGUGAAGUAAAAUUGCUCACUUCUUGUGAGGAUGCAGCCACGUUGCUCACGGACUUGGCAUCGCAGAAAGAGUUGGUGGAUUUCAUCGACUUGGAUCCGUUUGGAUCACCCAUCAACAUAGUUCCCUCUGCCCUGAGAUGCCUCAAACAUGGUGGACUUCUUUCCAUGGCCUUCUUCGAUGUUCAGGUUUUGACUGGGUUCGGCCAUGGAAGCAGCGAGCUCUGCUUCUCACGUUAUGGUGCACAACCACUGAACAUGCGAUGCUCGAAAGAGUUGGGGAUCCGAAUCGCCCUGGCAUGUGUCUCAAAGUUUGCCUUACAAUUGGACAGGAAUUUAGAGCCCCUCAUCUGUGCAUAUGUGAAUUGUUGUGUCCGCAUCAUCGCUAGGGUAACACAUCAAGAUCACGAACAUGUUUGCGACAGCAAACAUGUGGGAAGUCAUCACAUGGUUUGGAAGUGCACCAACUGCGAGUACUGGGAAAUGGUGGGAGCCGAUAGCUCAGUCAGCAAGAAGUGUGAAGUUUGUGGAAACCAGGAGAAAGAGCUGGGAGGUCCCAUAUGGUCUGCAAGUCUGGUAGACAAAAACUUCUUUUCAGUUUGCAAACGAACAUUGGAGAAGGUUCAGAUGGAGAGAAACAUAGCGGAUGCAGAUAAUCUGUCGAUUCUUUUCAGGGAGUUGAGUGCAGAAUUACCGAAUCCAUUGUUUUAUGACUUCUCAUUCUUCUCGAGAUGUUCAGCAAGGAGUGACAACAGCUUCGACAGGACCAAUAUAUUGCGUACUAUUGAAAAAGCCGGAUACAAGGUUUCUCACUCCCACACAGCAGUGAAUCUUGCAGUGAAGACUGAUGCGCCAAAUUCUUUCUUAACACAGAUGCUGCAGAAGUUGAGUGCAAAGCUGGAAGAACCUCCAGUGCCACGAGGUGAAGGUCAACAGACUGUAGGGCAGUUGGACGUAGUCCCACAGGUCAACGCUCAGCUGAAGGAAUGCAACGUGCUGCGAAAUCACCCACGAACCAUGUCUGUUUAG